GAUAUACUAUAGCACUGCUGCACGUUUUUCUUUUCUUUCAGAUUUGUUAACCGGGUGUAAACUGGGUUUAGCCGGCUGUUAUUUUCUUACAACAUGGAUUUUUAAUAUUUCGUGUUGUCAGUGGUAUUUUAUGUAAUGGUUUUCUUAAGUUUGAUAGCUAUAAUUGAAAAAAGAUAUGUAUAGUUUGGAGUCCUCUACAAAGAAAGGAAUUCGGAACUGCCUACUGUGAUUCGCAAAUCACGUUGCUUGAUAAGAUGGUGAAGAGGAGGCAGAGGGUACCUAAAGAUGUUGAUGUGAUUGACCUGACUGGUCCAUCUUGCAUCCACAUCCGUAAAGGUUUAGACCAUGGUUUCCUCAAGAAGACUGGAAUAGACUCAAGCUGUUUCAGCUGCCAAGACUGCAGCAUUGUGGAGAAGCCCACUGCGAGUACAGACUGUCCUUCCGAUGAGGAAGAAGAUGAGACCAGCCAAACACCAACAAUAUGGAUGUGCCUGAAAUGUGGACACAGAGGCUGUGGACGGAACUCUGAGGAUAAACAUGCUAUCAAGCACUAUGAGAAGCCUCGCUCCGACCCUCACUGUCUGGUCCUCAGUCUGGACACCUGGAGUGUCUGGUGCUACAUCUGUGAUGAAGAUGUUCAGUACUCUAAAACAGGCCAACUGGCCCAACUGGUCACCAACAUUAAGAAGCAGGCCUUAAGUGAACCCAGGAUACAAACUCCACAGAGAAAGCAUUCAGUAGUGAAGUUGGAUAGCAGCCUGAUCGAGCCACCACAUGAAACCAAACCGGAAGUGAAACAGGAAAUGAUGGAAGGAAAAGAGAACACAGAACCACAGCUGAAGGAAACCCAGAAGAAGAUGGUCAAGAAAGACAGCCGAAUGAAAGAGAGCUUCACUGGUGUAAACAAAGGGCAGAACGCUGGGGGAGGAGCCAGCAGGUCAGUGUCUGUCCGAGGGCUCAGUAACCUUGGAAACACCUGUUUCUUCAAUGCCGUUGUUCAGAACCUUUCCCAAACCCAUAUGCUGAGGCAGGUCAUCAACCAGGUGACAGCUGAACAGAACACCAGUCUUAAAAUCUUGCCUGGGGGCUCUGAUCUGGAGCCAAUCCUUGUGCAGCUAGCUCCCCCUGGGUCUCUGACUGUAGCAAUGUGCCAGACAAUAAACGAGAUCCAGGAGACUAACAAGGGGGUGGUCACCCCAAAAGAACUCUUCAGUCAAGUUUGCAAGAAAGCGGUGAGGUUUAAAGGGUUUCAACAGCAGGAUAGCCAGGAGCUGCUUCGCUACCUACUUGAUGGGAUGAGAGCUGAGGAAAUUAAGAGAGUGAGUUCUGGAAUAUCAGAAGCACUAAAACAACAAGGGAGAGAUGCUGAACAAUGUAAGAAGUUAGUCAAAGAGUAUGAGAGGAAUGGAGCUCCUAAGACCUUUGUAGACCAGGUGUUUGGUGGGGAGUUGACCAGUACGGUGAUGUGUCAACAGUGCAAGACGGUGUCAUUAGUCAAGGAGAUGUUUUUGGACCUUUCCCUUCCUGUUUCAGAUGAGGCCUACCGGAAAAAGAUUCAGAAGAAAGGUAGCCAUAAGGUUAGCAGUGAAGUGAGCCCUGUCAGCAGAGACAGCCCUAGCCCUGUCCAGAUGGCCAAUGGGGAUGGAGAUGACCUUCCUACUGGGGUCGGCAGCAAGUACCAGCAGAAGAAACAGAAGAAACAGGCCAAGAAACAAGCCAAGACUCAGAGAAGGCAGCAGAGAUUGGAUGGAAAAAUCACCCUGGAUAACUUGACACCUCAGGAGGACUUCCCAGUAACACCUCACCUGGAUGACCUAAAACCUCAGGAGGACAUCCCAGAAACACCUGACCUGGAUGACCUAAAACCUCAGGAGGACAUCCCAGAAACACCUGACCUGGAUGACCUAAAACCUCAGGAGGACAUCCCAGAAACACCUGACCUGGACAACCUAAAACCUCAGGAGGACAUCCCAGAAACACCUGACCUGGAUGACCUAAAACCUCAGGAGGACAUCCCAGAAACACCUGACCUGGACAACCUAAAACCUCAGGAGGACAUCCCAGAAACACCUGACCUGUGUGACCUGAAACCUCAGGAGGACAUCCCAAAAACACCUGCCACAGCCCAGGAUGGCGAGGGGGCUAGGGCUCAGACAGAGGAGGGGGUUACGAUGAAAAACGGAACACAGAGAAAGGAUGAGGAGCCUCUGGGUGAGAACCAAUCAGUACAGACAGAGAGUUGUGAAACCACUCCCAUAGAGGAGGAUGAAGCGAACCCUCAGGAGUAUGGGUGCAGGGGUGAAGAUGAGGAAGAGGAUGGUUCGACUGAGGCCUGUGAACCAGCAGGCUUGUCUUCUGUGUCUGGCAACCGAGUCACCGCCCUGGCCAAUGACCCCCGUGACCCUGCCACAGAGGAAGCAGGCACCGCAGAAGAUGGAUUCGAGCACAGAAGAGAGGAAGAGGAAAACGGAGAUGGUGAAGAGCUGGAAAACGGAAAGCUGACUGUCAAGCUAGAUGAACUGUCUCUGAACGAAGGCUUUCUGGCCUCAGAGGACACAGACCUGGAGAUGGACACAUCUGUUGAUACAGAGCUGGAGAGGGAGUGCACUGUGUCUCAGCUGGACCCCAAGCAGGCCUUUCACACGCUGGCCAGCAGGGCGGUGCCAGAGAAACAGGAGUGCUCUGUGCAGUCCUGUCUCUAUCAGUUCACAGAAGUAGAGAUGCUGACCCAGAACAACUGUCUGCAGUGUUUCACCUGCACCAAACGACAGACCAGCACUUCAGGCUCCAAGAAGAGUGUUUACACAGAAGCCCUGAAGCAAAUGUUGAUCUCAUGCCCCCCAACAGUCCUCACUCUUCACUUGAAGAGAUUCCAGCAGAUGGGUUACGGUGUGUCUAAGGUGAAUCGCCAUGUUCUGUUCCCGCCCAUUUUGGACCUGGCACCAUUUUGUUCUGUCAACUGUAAGGGUGUGUCUGAUGGGGGGCGGGUGCUCUACAGCCUGUAUGGAGUAGUGGAACACAGUGGGACCAUGAGAGGAGGUCAUUACACAGCCUAUGUCAAAGCCAGACCCUCCUGCCCCCCCCCCUCCUCACACAACAGAGUGGACGUGCAAGAUCCGGGGUCACUGGCUGGGGUGUGGUUCCAUGUGAGUGACAGUAGUGUGCAGCCAGUCAGCGAGAGCAAAGUGCAGAGCUCUCAAGCAUACCUCCUGUUCUACGAGAGGAUCUCAUAAACCCACACCCAAAUGGCAGCCUAUUAACUUCGUAGUGCCCUACAGUCAGCCUGGGUCGUCAGGCAGUCUUCUGAAACCCAGGUCAAACUGGACACAUCCCUGCAGGACAACCGUCCAGCAGACCUGCCAACUGUACAAACGGACUGAACGGGUCAGAAUGCCAGUAUGUCUUCUUAUCAAGUGGCUAGUGGAAGUUGUUCCCCACCCGAGGCCGUGCAAAACCAAGUGCCCAAUAGUACCAGGAGGUCACAGGUGGGCGGUGCUAGAGGAGGGGCAAAGCCAUACAAAGUGUAGAGUGAUGAAUGAUUGUUUUUCUAAUCAAUGGAAAUGACAUGUCUCAAAUGUUACCCUAUUCUACAAAGGAAAUGACAUGUCUCAAAUGUUACCCUAUUCUACAUGGCUCUGGUCAGAACUAGUGCGCCAUAUGGGGAAUAGGGUUUUAUUUGGUAUGUGGGAAGAGGAACAUAGAUCACAUUAUGAAAUCAUGAUCAGUAACUAUUAGGGAUGUUCCUAAAGGAUUUUUUUUUUUCAAGUGUUUUUGUCAGUUAACUCACUGUAUCAGCAACAGGUGAAUAAAAAAUAAAGUAAUUUAACUGGA
Messenger RNA from Esox lucius (northern pike), 3831 nucleotides. RefSeq names its product ubiquitin specific peptidase 16 (gene usp16). Gene Ontology annotation, molecular function: zinc ion binding; cysteine-type deubiquitinase activity; cysteine-type endopeptidase activity. Gene Ontology annotation, biological process: protein deubiquitination. The transcript has 19 exons. NCBI's taxonomy places the organism in Eukaryota, Metazoa, Chordata, Actinopteri, Esociformes, Esocidae. The coding region runs from base 255 to 3233 and encodes 992 amino acids. Gene Ontology annotation, cellular component: nucleus; cytosol. The record is from RefSeq and is a predicted model, not a curated record.